Molecule: messenger RNA, 3487 nt
Organism: Macadamia integrifolia
Lineage: Eukaryota; Viridiplantae; Streptophyta; Magnoliopsida; Proteales; Proteaceae
Product: protease Do-like 7
Exons: 23
Coding region: 22-3039 (1005 amino acids)
Molecular function (GO): protein binding
Source: RefSeq, a predicted model, not a curated record
GGGCCUGUGGUUGCAGAAGCUAUGUUUGUAAAUCGUGAAGAAAUCCCGGUGCAUCCCAUAUAUAGAGAUCCUGUCCAUGAUUUUGGCUUCUUUCGUUAUGAUCCUGGUGCGAUACAAUUUUUGAGCUACCAGGAGAUUCCUCUUGCUCCUGAGGCUGCUUGUGUUGGACUAGAAAUCAGGGUUGUUGGUAAUGAUAGUGGUGAAAAGGUCUCAAUUUUGGCUGGCACUCUUGCUCGAUUGGAUAGAGAUGCUCCUCAUUAUAAGAAGGAUGGUUACAAUGACUUCAACACCUUCUAUAUGCAAGCUGCAUCUGGGACUAAAGGAGGUUCAAGCGGUUCCCCUGUCAUUGAUUGGGAAGGAAGAGCAGUGGCCUUGAAUGCUGGAAGCAAAUCCUCAAGUGCAUCUGCAUUUUUCCUUCCUCUAGAACGAGUGGUGAGGGCGCUUAAUUUUCUGCAGAAAGGUUGGGAUUCAUCUGGAAAUAAAUGGGAGGCUGUCACUAUUCCUUGUGGUACGCUUCAGGUGACAUUUCUUCAUAAAGGAUUUGAUGAGACACGCCGUCUUGGUCUCCGGAGUGAAAUAGAACAGAUGGUUAGGCAUGCAUCUCCUAUUGGUGAGACUGGAAUGCUUGUUGUGGAUUCUGUGGUGCCAGGUGGCCCAGCUCAUAAGCAUUUGGAGCCAGGUGAUGUGCUUGUGAGGGUGAAUGGGGAAGUCCUUACUCAGUUUCUGAAACUAGAGACUUUACUUGAUGAUAGUGUUGACAAGAGGAUAAAUUUGCAGAUUGAAAGAGGUGGCACUUCCUUAACUGUAGAGUUAGUGGUUCAAGAUUUACACUCCAUAACUCCUAACUAUUUCUUAGAAGUAAGCGGUGCAGUGAUCCACCCUCUUUCCUACCAACAGGCUAGAAAUUUUCGUUUCAACUGUGGUCUUGUUUAUGUUGCAGAACCUGGAUAUAUGCUCUAUAGAGCAGGAGUUCCUCGGCAUGCCAUAAUAAAGAAGUUUGCAGGAGAAGAUAUAUCAACACUUGAUGAGCUGAUCUUGGUUUCAAGUAAGUUGUCUAGGGGUGCUCGAGUGCCGUUGGAAUAUAUAAGCUACAUGGAUCGGCAUCGGAGCAAGUCUGUCCUGGUUACAGUUGAUCGGCAUGAAUGGUAUGCUGCUCCCCAAAUAUACACUCGUGAUGAUAGUUCUGGGUUAUGGACAGCAAGACCUGCAUUGGCUCCUGGGUCCCUACUUUUAUCUUCAAGCAUCAAUGGUGGCAGAUUGGCUAGUGGGACAGUUGCAUCAACAGCUGGUGAAGCUGUUAUGGUAGAACAAAUACAUCAAAACAACAGCAAAGGGUGUACAGAUGGCUUAAAUACUAUGGAGACUAGUUAUGAACAUGCACAGGUGUUACAUUCUCGGGAAGAACCAAAUGUUGAAACCAAGAAGCGGAGAGUGGAAGAAAAUUCAUUUGUGGAUGGUGCUAUUAUUACAUCAGACUGUUCAAUGCAAGAGCCUACAGAAGAAAAGUUGGAGGACCCGAGAACCUUGGAAAACAUUGGCGUCGGAGAGGAUCAAUCAGCAGUUGCUUCUAAUGCAUCCAUAGCUGAGCGAGUGAUAGAGCCUACUCUCGUAAUGUUUGAGGUGCAUGUGCCAUCAUCGUGUAUGGUUGAUGGUGUUCACUCACAGCAUUUUUUCGGGACUGGUGUUAUUAUAUAUCAUUCUCAGCACAUGGGAUUGGCCGUGGUUGACAGGAACACUGUAGCCAUAUCUGUUUCCGAUGUGAUGCUGUCAUUUGCUGCAUUUCCGGUGGAAAUUCCUGGGGAGGUGGUUUUCCUUCACCCAGUUCACAAUUAUGCUCUUGUUGCAUAUGAUCCUUCUGCUCUUGGAGCUGCUGGUGCCUCAGCUGUACGUGCUGCAGAACUUCUUCCUGAACCUGCUUUGCGCCGAGGAGAUUCAGUCUAUCUUGUGGGUUUAAGUAGAAGCCUGCAAGCGACAUCAAGGAAAUCCAUUGUUACCAAUCCUUGUGCAGCCCUCAAUAUUGGCUCAGCUGAUUGCCCACGUUACAGAGCAACCAAUAUGGAAGUCAUUGAGCUUGAUACUGAUUUUGGUAGUACAUUUUCUGGUGUACUCACUGAUGACCGUGGAAGGGUUCAAGCAAUUUGGGGGAGCUUUUCCACUCAGCUGAAAUAUGGUUGUAAUACGUCUGAAGAUCAUCAGUUUGUUAGAGGUCUUCCAAUUUAUGCAAUCAGUCAAGUCCUUGACAAGAUCAUUAAUGGUACCAAGGGGCCACUGCUGCUGAUAAAUGGUGUUAAAAGGCCUAUGCCUCUUGUUAGGAUGUUAGAGGCUGAACUUUACCCGACUUUGCUAUCCAAAGCUAGGAGUUUUGGACUGAGUGAUGAGUGGGUCCAAGCUCUAGUCAAGAAAGAUUCAAUAAGGCGUCAAGUUUUACGUGUUAAAGGUUGCUUGGCUGGAUCAAAAGCUGAGAAAGUGCUAGAACAAGGUGACAUGCUUCUAGCAAUUAACAAAGAACCUAUAACAUGCUUCCGUGACAUAGAAUGUGCUUGUGAAGAGUUUGACAAAUAUGGUGACAAUGAAAGGGGACUUAAUAUGACUAUUUUUCGACAGGGACGAGAAAUCGAACUUGUUGUUGGAACAGAUAUCAGGGAUGGCAAUGGUACUACACGAAUGGUGAAUUGGUGUGGAUGUAUUAUUCAAGAUCCUCACUCAGCAGUGCGUGCACUAGGGUUUCUUCCUGAAGAGGGGCAUGGUGUGUACGUGGCAAGAUGGUGUCAUGGGAGUCCAGUACAUAGAUAUGGUUUAUAUGCACUGCAGUGGAUAGUUGAAGUUAAUGGGAAACUCACUCCUGAUUUGGAAGCCUUUGUUGAUGUGGUAAAGGGAUUGGAACAUGGAGAAUUUGUCCGAAUAAGAACUGUCCACCUGAAUGGGAAGCCUCGAGUGCUAACUUUAAAGCAGGAUCUGCAUUAUUGGCCUACAUGGGAGCUAAGUUUUGACCCGGACAUGGCCAUGUGGCGUCGCAGAACAAUCAAAGCGUUGGACUGAAGUUUAACAUGAAUGAACCCAUUAUGGAGUUGCCGUGGGAGUUUCCGUUGGGAACCACAGUUUUUACCACUAACGGUUAUCUUAAGCUGGCCCCCUGCUGAACCAUUUGACAAGAGGAGCCACCAAUUGUGGUGUUCAUUGCCACCAUGCCAGGCUCAGCUGAAACAUCAACAGCCUUGGUUAGAACUAGACAUGAUCUGAGCUGAAAGUCGACUGCUAGUUGCAUUGUAAAUGACACAAAUUGUAUGGAUAAUUACACCCCUCACCCUCCCCUACCCCCCCAAAAAAUAAAAAAAAUGUUGGUAUGGAUCACUAUUAAUAAGGUAUGGAUUUUGAAGGAAAAAAAUAAUUAUUUUGUAUGGACUGUAUAUGAAGGAAAAGAAGGAAAAAAAUAAUUAUUUUGUAUGGACUGUAUAUGAAGGAAAAGAGUAUUUUCAGUAAUUGUUUA